AUGGGUUCAAGAUCACCCAGCCAGUCUGAGGGCGAAAUCUUGACGUCAGACUCGGAAUCGAAGGCAAAGAACAUACCAUCUUUCCGCAAUAACAGCAAGAUUGACCGUCGUGCCAGACCAUCUUCCAUUUCCCAUAACGCCACGUCUAGAUCACGUCGAUCGCGUUCGAGAUCUCCUUACCGAGCUCCCAGGGGCGAGAAGCGUCCCCGGGACUAUGACCAGGCGAGAAACAAAUCCCAUAAUGACAGGCGCACCUUUGCUGUGAGGUACGAGGAAGACGCCUACCGCCACCGACGCCAGGGAUCCCACGAAGAAAGACGCUCGAAGCGGUCGCGAACAUACUCUCGAAGUCGCAGCAGGAGUCGGUCACCAUAUAGACAUUUUCGUCGCAGGGAGGAAGGAAUGGACAGCUCUGCGACUCUCCGAGAUCAAAGUAGCAGGUUCGAGUCCAACUCCAAACAUGCAGGUGCUCCACUCGGGAAAGACGCGACCCCGGAAACAUCAAAGCCAACACCUUCGCAUGAUUUUCCGUCAGACGGCGUCAACUCUAACUUGGUAUCUCGGCCAGAACCUCAUACUGCAGGACAGGGACAGAACAGGGAUCGAUCUGAAAAUUCUACGGCUGUUCCCGUUGGCAAUAGCACCGAGGAGAGCGAAGAGCCCAGAGUCAUUGACGAGGCGGCUUUGAUUGAAGAACGGCGAAAGCGCCGCGAAGCUAUCAAGAACAAAUAUCGUGGUCAGGCCCCGCCGCUAUUAGUUCAAGCACUUCAUCUAGGGGCUGAGUCCACUCCUGCGAGUCCUGCUCUGGAAAGCUAUACUACAACACCACGUCGUUCCGAAUCCCCUAUGUCGUCUUCGCCUCGGACGCCGAGAGAUCUAUCCGCCCCACAGUCUCCUGCGGAGAUCAAGUUCGAUGAUGAUGCAGAUCUGACUAACGCUGAUAGAAGAUCUCCGGCAGAAGACGGCCCUUCAGCUGCCGACUACGAUCCCACCGUGGACAUGGAGGAGGAACGAGCACGACACGACAAACGUCUCUUCAAGGAAGACGAGAAAUCUCUUGAGCAGGCAGAUCAAGCAGUGAAUGAAGCUGACAACAAGUCUGCUUCACCCCCUGCCAAGGCGACUGGUGAGUUUGACAUGUUUGCCGACGAGGAUGGAGACGACAUGUUUGCCGAAGCUCCUAUGAAGCCAAAAGCAGAGAUCAAGACUGCACAAGCUUUGGAUGUCAACCUCAUGGACAACUGGGAUGAUUCUGAUGGAUAUUACAUAACAAUCCUUGGUGAGCUGAUCGAGGACCGUUACCACGUCACACAAAAUCUUGGCAGAGGAAUGUUCUCCUCUGUCGUACGAGCUACUGAUAGACGAACCGGCAAGCCGGUCGCGAUCAAGAUCGUCCGGAAUAACGAAACCAUGCGAAAAGCAGGAAUCAAGGAAAUCGACAUACUCAAAGACAUUGCUGCCAAUGACCCGGAAGACAAGAAGCACGUCAUUCGCCUUCAACGGUCGUUCGAUCAUAAAGGUCAUCUUUGUAUGGUCUUCGAGAACCUUUCCAUGAAUCUACGGGAGGUGCUAAAAAAGUUCGGGAGAGACGUGGGUAUCAAUAUCAAGGCUAUACGAGCAUAUGCACAACAACUCUUCCUGGGAUUGAGUUUGCUGAAGAAAUGUCAAUACAUACACGCUGAUUUGAAACCAGACAACAUCCUGGUCAACGAAGCCAGGAGCACGCUGAAGAUUUGUGAUUUGGGGUCUGCUUCUCCUAUCACCGAGAACGCCACUGCGCCGUAUCUCGUCUCUCGCUUCUACCGGGCCCCUGAAGUCAUCCUUGGUAUUCCUUAUGACUAUGGGAUUGAUAUGUGGUCGGUUGGAUGCACCCUCUUUGAACUCUACACGGGAAAGAUCUUGUUCACGGGCCGCAAUAACAACGGCAUGCUUCGUGCAAUCAUGGAGUGUCGCGGAAAGUUUCCGCACAAGCUCCUCAGGCGUGGUGCCUUGACGUAUGAAUACUUUGACGACCUCCUCAACUUUAGAGCUCAAGAAACAGACAAACUCACAGGACGGACAAUAAUCAAAGUGAUGGACAUCAAACCAAAACCGGUCAGAGACUUGAGAUCACGACUGAUUCCGAAAGACAAACGAAUGAACGAGCAGGAGCGGAAAGAGCUGGAUAUGUUCGUGGAUCUACUGGAUAGGUGUUUGGAUCUGCGCCCGGAGAAGCGUAUAACGCCCAACGACGCCCUGAAGCAUCCCUUCAUCUCGAGGGUUAAGCCAUGA
Fonsecaea erecta is the source of this 2271-nucleotide messenger RNA. RefSeq lists its product as hypothetical. The transcript has 2 exons. Bases 1 to 2271 code for a protein of 756 amino acids. Gene Ontology annotation, biological process: peptidyl-serine phosphorylation; mRNA cis splicing, via spliceosome; peptidyl-threonine phosphorylation. The record is from RefSeq and is a predicted model, not a curated record. NCBI's taxonomy places the organism in Eukaryota, Fungi, Ascomycota, Eurotiomycetes, Chaetothyriales, Herpotrichiellaceae. Gene Ontology annotation, molecular function: protein serine/threonine kinase activity; ATP binding.